Perognathus longimembris pacificus (Pacific pocket mouse) is the source of this 1676-nucleotide messenger RNA. It is a transcript of the gene Rdh5, whose product is annotated as retinol dehydrogenase 5. The transcript has 5 exons. The record is from RefSeq and is a predicted model, not a curated record. NCBI's taxonomy places the organism in Eukaryota, Metazoa, Chordata, Mammalia, Rodentia, Heteromyidae. Bases 231 to 1196 code for a protein of 321 amino acids.
GCUUCAGCCAGGCGGCUCCGGCCUCCUUGGCUCCCCUCUCCCGCCCUCUCCACGCCCCAUCACACACACUUAAUACCCACUCUGGACUUUGGCCUUUGCCACAGCUAGUGGGGAAGACCGGGAACAAAGUCUUUAAACAGCAGCAAGAGAAGCAGUGUGGCACGUUGUGGUACUGCCAGCUUUCUGCAGAAGGGACUUAGGUGAUCGCCUGCAGGUCACCUGGGCCCAGCAUGUGGCUGCUUCUGCUGCUGGGUGCCUUGCUCUGGGCAGUGCUGUGGUGGCUCAGGGAUCGGCAGAGCCUGCCCCCCAGCGAUGCCUUCGUCUUCAUCACCGGCUGCGACUCGGGCUUUGGGCGCCUUCUGGCACUGCGCUUGGACCAGAGGGGCUUCCGAGUGCUAGCCGGCUGCCUGACCCCCUCAGGGGCUGAGAACCUACAGCAGAUGGCUUCCUCCCGCCUCCACACCACCCUGCUGGACGUGACUGACCCCCACAGUGUCCAGCAGGCAGCCAAGUGGGCAGAGACACAUGUUCAAGAAGCAGGCGAGUACGGGCUUUUUGGUCUGGUGAAUAAUGCUGGCAUCGCUGGCAUUAUCGGGCCUACACCGUGGCUGACACGAGAUGAUUUCCACCGGGUGCUAAAUGUGAACACACUGGGUGCCAUCGAGGUCACCCUUGCCCUGCUGCCCCUGCUACAGCAGGCCCGGGGCCGAGUGGUGAACAUCACCAGUGUCCUGGGUCGCCUGGCAGCCAAUGGUGGAGGCUACUGUGUCUCCAAAUUUGGUCUGGAGGCCUUCUCUGAUAGUCUGAGGCGAGACGUGGCUCCUUUUGGGGUCCGAGUCUCCAUCGUGGAACCUGGCUUCUUCAGAACCCCUGCAACCACCUUGGAAACUCUGGAGGCCUCCCUGAGGGCCUGCUGGGCCCAGCUACCUCCAGCUACACAGGCCCGCUACGGGGAGGCCUUCCUCACCACAUACCUCAAAGUGCAGCGACGCAUCAUGAGCCUCAUCUGUGACCCAGACCUCACCAAGGUGAGCAGAUGUCUGGAGCACGCCUUGACUGCUCGUCAUCCUCGAACCCGCUAUAGCCCAGGCUGGGAUGCCAAGCUCCUCUGGCUGCCCGCCUCCUAUCUGCCAGCCUGCCUGGUGGAUGCUCUGCUCACCUGGGUCCUUCCCAAGCCCGCCCAGACAGUCCACUGAAGCCAGACUUCCAACAAGAGACUGGUUUUCAAAGGCAGCCACUUCUAUUUCUGUCCCCUUCCUGGUUCUGCCUAAUGCCUGGCACAAAAGAGGCACUCAAAAAAUGUGCAUCGUUUAAAAGAAAAGAUGCUCAAUGAAAAACUGUUCUACUGUGUUGACCAACAUCUCUCUCCAGUUUUAAUAGCUAACCUGUAAAAACAGCCAACGCCCACUAGGGGGUGAUAGGAACCCCCUCACAUUUAUAGAUGGUCUUUGGAGCUGUACCUGGAGUGACCACCAGAGGGAAGCCUUUCCCUUCGAUAAGGAUACAAUUGUGUUUGCCUGAUCUAAUUUUCAUGUGGGAAGAGGAAAGGUGAAGAUGAAUCUUAAGCUGUAUCCAGGACUGGAAAUAUAUGUGGCUUAGUGGUAGAGUGCUCGCCUAGCAUGCAUAAAACCCUAGGUUCAAGUCCUCAGUACCACACAAACAGAAAAGGCAGGAAG